Molecule: messenger RNA, 1422 nt
Organism: Perognathus longimembris pacificus (Pacific pocket mouse)
Lineage: Eukaryota; Metazoa; Chordata; Mammalia; Rodentia; Heteromyidae
Product: serpin B4-like
Exons: 8
Coding region: 91-1260 (389 amino acids)
Biological process (GO): negative regulation of endopeptidase activity
Molecular function (GO): serine-type endopeptidase inhibitor activity
Source: RefSeq, a predicted model, not a curated record
UCACCUUGUGCCAACAUCAAUUCACAGCCUCCACAAUCACUGGAACUUCUACUCGGAACACAGGAGUUGCAAAUCCACUCCAAGCUCGCCAUGAAUUCCCUCAGUGAAGCAAACACCAAGUUCACAGUUGACUUCUUCCAGGAGAUAAGAACAUUAGCAGACAAUAUCUUCUUUUCGCCUUUCAGCAUCUCCUCUGCCUUGUCCAUGGUCUCCUUAGGGGCCAAGGGAAACACUGCACGGGAGAUUAAGGACGUGCUUCACUUCAGUGAAGUCACUGGGGAGAAAACAAAAACGGCUACCACCAGUCAGGCUGAAGAGUCAGGAAUUGUGCAUCAACAGUUUCAAAAGCUGCUGAAGGAAUUCAACAAAUCCAGUGAUGCAUUUGAACUGAGGAAUGCCAACGGUCUUUAUGGAGAAAAGACUUUCCAAUUUAUUCAGGAAUACAUAGAUAAUGUGAAGAAAUUUUACCUGGCCAAUGUGGAAUCCCUUGAUUUUGCAAACAAUGCAGAAGAAAGCCGGAAGAAGAUUAAUGCCUGGGUGGAAAGCCAGACAAAUGACAAAAUCAAAGACCUGUUUCCUGAUGGUAGUCUUGAUCAAAACACCAUCUUGGUUCUGGUGAAUGCAAUCUAUUUCAAAGGGCAGUGGCUUCAGAAGUUUGAAAAGGAAAAUACUCAAGAAGGAACUUUUUGGCUGAACAAGGAUGUGAGCAAACCUGUGCAGAUGAUGAGCCAAACUAAGCAUUUUAGGUUUACAUCCCUGGAGGAUGAGCAAGCCAAGAUCCUGGAAAUACCUUACAAAGGCAAAGAGCUGAGCAUGGUUCUCCUGCUUCCCAAUGAAGUGGAUGGCCUGCAGAAGCUUCAAGAUAAUCUCACCGCUGAGAAACUAAUAAAUUGGACAAGUGCAGAGAUUAUGUUGGAGACAGAAGUGCAGUUACGCUUACCUCGGUUCAAACUAGAAAAGAAAUGUGAUCUCGGGGACAUAUUGAAAAGCCUGGGGAUGGUGGAUGCCUUCAGUCCACACAAAGCUGACCUCUCAGGCAUGAGUCAGGACAGGCGUCUUGCAGUGACAAAAGUCUUCCACCAGAGCUUCGUGGAGGUGAAUGAAGAGGGCACAGAGGCUGCGGCUUCCACUGGUGUUAGCAUUGGUGUAACAUCAGCACCCAUGCUACAAGAAUUUUACUGUGAUCACCCUUUCCUCUUCUUUAUCAAGGAAAAUAAGAAGAACCUCAUCCUCUUCUUUGGCAGAUUUGCGUCCCCUUAAGUAUGACGACUUGGUCCACACUUUUGGGAAAAGUUCCUAAAAAUGAUCCUAGUAAAAUGAUGGGUGACGUCAACAGGAUCUCUUUCCUUGUUUUCCUUCCCAGUUCCGUAGCCACCACUCAAAUUUCAGCAGUGAAAGUAGCAUGGGUCUUUAUUUUUCCCU